Solea senegalensis (Senegalese sole) is the source of this 962-nucleotide messenger RNA. It is a transcript of the gene tspan33b, whose product is annotated as tetraspanin 33b. Lineage: Eukaryota; Metazoa; Chordata; Actinopteri; Pleuronectiformes; Soleidae. The coding region runs from base 1 to 513 and encodes 170 amino acids. The transcript has 5 exons. Gene Ontology annotation, cellular component: membrane. The record is from RefSeq and is a predicted model, not a curated record.
AUGUUGCUUAAGACCCAGCUGUCUGGACAGAAGCUUCAGACAGAGCGAGGAGACGCUACUCGGGAAGCUUUGGGAAAGUUUGCGAAGAAAGCCAUCGUGCACUACAGAGAUGACCUGGACCUGCAGAACCUGAUGGAUUACAUCCAGAAAGAGUUCAAGUGUUGUGGGUGGAACAAUUACACAGACUGGUCUUGGAACCUGUACUUUAAUUGCACUCAUACAAACCCCAGCCAUGAGCGCUGCUCUGUUCCUUAUUCGUGCUGCACUCCUGUUCCUGGAGAGGCAGUGAUAAACACCAUGUGUGGAUUUGGGGUUCAAACCCAGAACUACCUGGAGGCAGACAAGUCGAUAUACCCAGUCGGUUGUUCGGAUCGAGCUGUGACGUGGGUUGAGUCUCAUCUGUUGAUGGUGGGGGCUCUCGCUCUAGGACUGGCUUUGCCUCAGAUUGCAGGGAUCGUGCUGUCCCAGAUCCUGAUCUCUCAGAUCCAAGAUGAGAUUACCUCGGUGUUGUGAGAGCAGGCCGACACAGGGGAAGAGGAGGGAAGAAAAGAACUGUGCUCCACUCAGCUCCUCGGGGAUGUGCAAGGAUAUCUUCUUUUUUUUUUUUUUCUUCUACAUCUCUGCAAAUGUUUGAGUGCAAUUGUUAUUCUUGAGGCGUGGUGCACUUUAUUCUGUUACUCAAACGCUCUCUCACAUGAAAUGUAAGAAAUGUGCAUUUAUUGGGUUUGAUAUUGGUUUUUGUAGUGCUGUUGACAUGAAGACCUUCUCUCAGAAAAGUGUGUAAAUGUGCUCUUGAUAAAAGUGAGAAAGAAAGAAAGUAAAAUGAUUUUGUAAUGUAAUAUACAUUGAUUAGCUUGUAAUAGCAAUGAUUAAAAAGCUUUUCAUUGAAAACUGUGCUGUGUUGAAAGUUUAAACUGUUUGGAUAGAAAAGCCAAAGUCCGGCGUCAAAGUGCCCCAAUAAC